Messenger RNA from Spirodela intermedia, 2484 nucleotides. The record is from the annotation of a GenBank genome assembly. Lineage: Eukaryota; Viridiplantae; Streptophyta; Magnoliopsida; Alismatales; Araceae.
AUGGGUGAGCGAUUCCCAGUCCUGGCGCUCCGUUUCUAGUUUCGUCUAGUGGAUCUGUUCCUCCCUCUAUUUUUUCCUUUGUGGGUUAGAUCUGUGGUUGUGGUUUGAGGUUUCGCCUCUCUUGUGGAUCUGCAGGCGCGUACACGUACGUGUCGGAGCUAUGGAGGAAGAAGCAGAGCGACGUCAUGCGGUUCCUUCUCCGUGUGCGCUGUUGGGAGUAUCGGCAGAUGCCAGCCAUCGUCCGGGUCACCCGUCCCACCCGGCCCGACAAGGCCCGCCGCCUCGGCUACAAGGCCAAGCAGGUUAGGUUUCAGUGACGGUCUGUUUUCUUUUCUAAUGCAUCAUUAGGUUGUAGCAUUUCUGGUUGCCUAUCGUGGUCGAUUGACACGCGAAAUCCCAUUGAUUCUGUCUCGCGCUCUAUUUGAUCUUAACCUGUACCAUGAACCCUCGCUUAAUGAUCCUUUAAACUCUGUCAGAUUCCUAUUAUAGGGCCUCGUUCUUCACUUACGAUGAUGAGAAACGCGUAUAUGAGCACUUUAUCUAGGAGGUUCUCGUUCGAUAUUUAUCCCGUUUAAUUCAUUUAGAUAUCUAUGGAGCCAGUUAUGCAUUCUUGCGAUGUUUUUUCUUUCUUUCAUAUACAUAUAAGCGACCAUGUUAAUUUAGCAAGUCGACCCUGUUACUGCUUUAUCAGGUUAUCUCAUUAACCUCAUCGUGUUUUUCUCAUUCUAUGUUGGUCUUGAGUGUUGGAAAGGGCGUCUUCCCGUCAGUUUUAUUCUGUGUCUCACGAUUAUCAGACUCCUGAAUGGGUGCUUAAUAGCUUAGGUUGAUGAUUCAUAUCAACUGGAGUUGUUGCUAUUUCCGGUCAUUUCAACCAUUGAACCAGCGGUUUUCAUCAUCUUCCUCAUCUUUUUCUUCUUUGCAUGAUUCAUAUAUGUAGUGGUCUUUCAAUGACUAACACUUGACGCAUAUUUGUGCUUAUGAAAUAUUAUCUAGUGGAGAUGGAUUACAAUCAGAUCUUGGGACGCGGAAAUUGUUUUGAUAACGCUUUAUUCAUACUAGUUGAAGACAUCUGAAACACUUUCGGAAACGAACAAACUCAGAUAUAUUUAGAUCCAUAGCAUCCAGCUCUUUCUUCUGUCAUUAAAAUUUUAGUGGUGACUACAAUCAGAUUAGUGUUAUCACUGAAAAUCAAAAAACACUUAAAUGGAAGGCGUGUUUCCACAAGGAGAAUUCCGGCAAUUGAUUUUUCUGAUUAGUUGCAAUAAUAAUUUGGUUAGACUGAUAAGAUAUGAAUGAUCAUUAGAGGUGUUUCUUUCAUCUUUAAUUCUUACCCAUCUCACCAUUUUGUUCUUUUCACCAGUCGCUUUGUCUUGUUACUCCGAGUCGACUUCUUUCCUGCUUACCUUGCUCUUCUGCCUUCUAAUUGUUCUAUGUUUCGUGGCUCAUCAUCUAGUUAAUACUCUGAUUAAUACUCGGCAAUAGAAGGUAUUAAAAAACCCCGACUGAAUGAAAUAAACAUUUACUCAUAUGAACGAUCUACAUUGAAAUAGAAGCAAGCCGACUAACAAAUUCAUCAAAAUUCACAUUCCCGAGUCCAUUUCAGCUUCUCUUAUUUUUCUGACCCUGGUUUAAAUUUUCUAGACUCAUUCUUCUUGAUGAGUAUCUGUGCUUUGUCCGACUGAAUGGAUCUGCCAUUUCUUGAAAUCUCUCCUGUUUCAAAAUCGUUGCAUACUGUAUCUAUGCCCCAUUGCUCCGGUCAUAGAAUUAGAUGAAAUAAAAUCCGAAAAUGGAUUUUUGUUCUAGAAUGAAAUCUUAUUUGAACUGUCCGUACCUCAGCUUCUCUGUUUUUUUUUUCCUGACGCUGGUUUUAGUUAUUUAAACCUAUUCCUUUUGAUGAGUACCUGCACUCUGUCCUCCCAUGCUCAUCUGCUCCUAUCUUCCCGUAGGGCUACGUCAUCUAUCGUGUUCGCGUCAGGCGCGGUGGACGCAAGAGGCCAGUGCCGAAAGGUAUCGUGUAUGGUAAGCCCAAGCACCAGGGUAUCACCCAGUUGAAGUUCCAGAGAAACAAGAGAUCAGUUGCAGAGGAGAGAGCUGGAAGGAGGCUGGGAGGCCUGAAGGUCCUCAACUCCUACUGGAUCAACGAGGUCUGAGCUCCCACAUGCCAUGCCCACAUUCUUCUUCUUCUUCUUCCUCCCACCGGCUGACAUCUUCUUCCUCCUCCCCGGCCUUCUCUCUCAGGACUCAACGUACAAAUAUUUCGAGGUGAUUCUCGUAGAUGCUGCUCACAAUGCCAUUAGAAACGACCCGAGAAUUAACUGGAUCUGCAAGGGCGUCCACAAGCACCGUGAACUCCGGGGGUUGACCUCUGCUGGGAAGAAGUACAGGGGCCUGCGUGGCAAGGGCCACCUGCACCACAAGGCCCGGCCCUCGAGGAGGGCCACCUGGAAGAGAAACCAGACCAAGUCCCUCCGCCGCUACCGUUGA